AUGGCAAAAAUAGACGAAACCACUCCGAGGAUGCUGGCCGGUCUAUAUUAAGGGUCAGUACUGGUCGAGCUUUCGACGCCGCGGCGGAGACCCGUGCGACGCCUGCGCUUGGACCUGCCAGCCACUUGCGACAUCACAUGGCCGACUUUGGCGACUUGGACGACUUUAACGAGCACGAAGUGCAAGGGCGCCCGAUCAAAGCGUACAAGAACGGAUGCUUUGACAAUCCAAAAUCGCUGUUUGUUCAACUGCACUGGUCCUGGGACGACUUUUUGUGCUCUUGCUCCCAGCGCCUCGAGAUGGUCCCGAUGGCAUCGCGUGUGUUUAAUUCGGACGGUACUCGACUCGUUCGGACGUAAUAACUCCACGGGUUGCUUGGGUUGUGGCGUAGGCGUUGAAAUCGACGAUCUCAUGUGCAUUGAAGAAGGCGACAUGCUGUUCUUCUCGGCGGGCGCGCCAUUCAAGAUUCCCGGCAACGACGACCAUACCAACACGGAAGAGUUGGGCGCUGGCGGCGUUGUCGGGGGCUACCGAGUCACGUCGCUGUUGGGUCGCGGUGGAUUUGGCGAAGUUCGGUUGGGCAUCCAUCAACUCACGAGCGAAAAAGUGGCGCUCAAGUUCAUUUUGAAAAACGAGAUGGGGUCCCUUGGUGACGUCGAGCGCACGACGACCGAGAUUCAGUGCCUCACGGCGCUCAACCACCCGAGCAUCAUCAAGUUGAUCCGCGUAUUUAAUGAACCGAACCACGUCGUGCUCGUGUUUGAACUCUUGGAAGGCGGCGACUUGUUUCACCACUUGGCCCAGUUGCCCCCGGGAGGGCUGUCGGAGGAAGAAGGAGCGCUUGUGUUUUCCCAGAUCCUUGCCGGCGUCGGUUAUGCGCACAACCAGCACAUUUGCCAUCGCGACCUCAAGCUCGAAAACAUUUUGCUGCAAAACAAAUGCGACCUCAACAGCGUCAAGAUUGCCGACUUUGGGCUGAGCGACUUUUACCGACCUGGUGCGAUGGCCAAGACUACAUGCGGAUCGAUCUCGUACUUGCCGCCAGAGGUGUUUCGAGGCACGUCGAACGCAGGUCCGCCGCUGGAUGUGUGGAGUCUCGGCGUGAUUCUGUUUGCGAUUGUGUGCGGGCGGCUUCCGUUUGAAGGGUCGGAUUUGAAAGGGUCGAACCGGCCGCGGGAAAACGUGAUUCGAAAUCGCAUCAUGCGCGCGCAGUACAAGCUGGACGAGCACUUGAGCGCCGACGUGACGGAUUUGAUCCAAAAGAUGCUGAAACUCGACCCGAUCGAGCGCGCGACGAUACCCGACAUCUUUAGCCAUCCAUGGAUCCGUGGCAAGGCCGGAUCGGCCGGGCUCGAUUCAUUGACGAUCCUGGCAUCGCCCAUCAAGGACGGCGACGACGACGCGGACGGGUGUGAGUCGUUUACGCUCAAGAAGGACUUGCUACCCACGACUACUACGGACACAACGUCGAUGCCACGGUCCGAGGACGUCAAGGGGCGAGGCGGCGCUGUACCGCUUGUUCCGCCGCUGGCCACCCUCGUCCCGCAGUCGCCCCCCUCGACCGUCGUCUCCCAUUCACACAGCACUUCCAAGCGCAAUGUACGAGGCCACGACGUCCAGAAACACAAGAGCCCGAGGGCCACCACAGGCGGCACGACAAUUCCGCCCAUCAACACGUCCAAAGGAUCGGACAAACACGUGGAUAAGCACGGAACGAGUGGCGGGCAAUCGCCUGCCAAUGCCAAGCGGGGCUCCGUCGGCAACUCCAAAGAACCAACGGCGCAGGUGCUGACCCCGAAAGACGGCAAGAGCAGAACGCGGGUGCCGCCCGUGCACCCCAUGACGCCGGACGACCGGAAUGCCUCGACGAAAGCCAAACGACGGCCAAGUCUCAACGACCCCAAGCUCAUGGAAGCCCUUGAUCCGACCCUCCACUGACCCCACACGCCACGACGCUCUCGUAGACACUUGUGGAUUCACCGUCCCGCUCCAUUCGUUCUGCUUUGCCUUGACGCCGCCAGCAUGCCACGCGUUGUGGCCAUCUCGACCGUUCAUGAAGGAAUGGGUUACAAUAACAAGGGGAUUACAAAAACCCUGGACUGACCACACCGUCGCGCCGGGACGGAUGCAUUGGGGCUUGGCUGGGGUAUUGUACGCUGUACGCCAUGGGUGGUGGAGCCAUCAUGUGGAUGGGCUGGGGGUGCGGAAGCAUGGGCUGAGGCAUCAUCGUGUGCUGGGGGUGUCCCAUCACGUGGGGCUGGUGUAUCGGCGGGUACGAUGGAGGCGCCAUCAUGUGAGGCAAUGGCUGGGGAGGGUGGGCGUUGCCAGAGCUGGCUUUGAGUUGGUCCAGCGAACGGGUGUCCGCUGGCGCCAUGUUCGCCUUGGCAGCCGCCGACACUUCCGACGACAGGCGCAAGUCCACCAAAUUGCUUCCUGGCACAACAAAGCCAGCGGGAGGUUGCUGUUGGGGCUGUCGUUGAGGUUGUUGCUGAAGUUGCUGAGGCUGCUGUUGGAAUGGUUGAGAUUGCUGGUGAAAUUGCUGAGAUUGUUGGUGAAAUGGAUGAGGUUGCUGAUGAAGUUGCUGAGGUUGCUGGAGAAAUUGCUGAGGGUGUGGGGCACCAAAAUGGUCUUGCUGUUGUUGGGGAGGAGGUUGAGGGGCAUCCAGAGGGUCGAAAGAGAGCCCGGCCAAUUCUGUCGAAACAAUCUGUCAGAACCAUCGUCUAGAGCGGAAUACGUACGAUCGAUGGUUGACAAUGGCUUGGGCGCUUCAAAGACAGCAGCAGUCGUGGGCGGCGUGGGUGCGAUCGUGAGGGACUCGACGCCGAGAAGAUCCACAACUUCCGAGGCAGGGGCGGCCUUGUCCCCCUUCUUCCCGGCCUUUUUCUUACUUGCUUUCUUGGGGUCGGCUCCGGAAGGCGCAGCGACUGCGGCCAAUUUGGAUGCGUCCAGCGCAUAUGAAUACGCUUUCUUGGACACAUUCGCCACAGUUUUCUUGGUCUUCUUCUUGUCCUCCGGCGCCGAUUCCGUGGACGCAUCGCUUUCCGAUAGCACAGCGACCUGCUUCUUGGUGGAUGAAGUCUUCUUCGUUGCUUUCUUCUUGGAUUUGGUGUCCAUUUCGCUGUCGUCGUCCUCGGAGGAAGCAAUGACCUCGGGUUUCUUGACGGCUUUAGAGCGCACUUUAGUCGACUUUUUCUUGACAUCGCUGUCUUCCGAUGACUCUUCGCUGUCAUCAUCGUCAUCAUCGUCGCUGUCGGACGAAGUGGCGGGGCGGCGCGAAGACUUGGACUUGUGUUUCUUGUUGUUGCUCAACGACUUGGACGUUUUGCCAGAUUUCUUGUGUGUGGGCAAAGGGCCUGACGAAGCGCUUGCGCUGUACGACGACGGGUUGUCCGAGUACGUCGAUGUGGGGCGAUACGAGUCAGAGUACUGACCGGGACGCUCCGUGGCAAAAUCGUUCUGGUACCCGCCCGCGUUGUACGAGCUGUUCGAGUAGCUCGACGAGUUGCCGCCAGGGCGUGCGUUGUUUCGGAUCUCAGCCAUCCAAUUUGCGCGUCCGUCAUUCAUCGUUCGCUGGUUAUCAGGGAUCGUGUUGUGGGACCGAGUCGCAAGUUGCAACACCUUUUCGCCCAACCACUGGCCGUUGCUGACAAUGCGGCUCUUCCAGUCGUCAUCGUUCGAAGAGCCACCGCGACUGGAACCACCUCCAACACCGUAGCUAUUGAAGCCGCCACCUUGAUGGUGGCCGCCGCCUUCCAUGCUCUGCUGCAUCCACAUGACAGUCGGACGAUUUUU
Messenger RNA from Aphanomyces invadans, 3792 nucleotides. RefSeq lists its product as hypothetical. The transcript has 9 exons. The coding region runs from base 1859 to 3430 and encodes 523 amino acids. NCBI's taxonomy places the organism in Eukaryota, Oomycota, Saprolegniomycetes, Saprolegniales, Verrucalvaceae. The record is from RefSeq and is a predicted model, not a curated record.